AUGAUGCGAUGGACACGUUUGCUGCAGGGUGCUCACAGAGGUGCACUGCGCGCUUUGAUACCUUAUCCACAUAAUGAGAUGAAUCCCGUCGUUUUUUUGGACAUCACUGUUGAGGGAGAUGCACUGGGUCGGGUAACUAUGGAGUUAUUCCAUGACACUGUACCCAAAACCACGGAAAACUUUCGUUCGCUUUGCACUGGUGAACGCGGUAGUGGCCAAUGCCCCUUGUUCUACAAAGGGAUUCCAUUCCACCGAAUUAUUCCUGGAUUUAUCGUGCAGGGUGGUGACAUAUUGGCAAAAGACGGUCGUGGCAAUGUUAGUGUGUUUGGGUAUCCUUUUCCAGACGAGAGCUUCGAGGGAAAGGCGGGAAAACAUCUUCCUGGUACUGUGGCUAUGGCUCAUAGUGGACCCAAUCAAAAUGGUUCUCAGUUCUUCUUCAAUUUAGGGCGGAAUGAACAUUUGGAUAAAAAGUUUGUUGUCUGUGGCCAAGUACUAGAAGGGUGGGAUGUUGUUGGACGAGUAGCUGCAUUGUGUGGUUCACGCUGUGGGACACCAGUGAGCCGCGCGUGGAUUACGGAUUGCGGACAGAGUGGAGGCGCAAUGUUUGCAGAGACAGAAGAGGCUCUGUCUGGAGAGCGGGCUUUACACGCAAUGCCUGGGAAAGAGGUUCUUGACCUUAUUUCUCCACGGUAUUAG
Trypanosoma grayi is the source of this 696-nucleotide messenger RNA. Its product is annotated as cyclophilin. The coding region runs from base 1 to 696 and encodes 231 amino acids. The transcript has a single exon. Gene Ontology annotation, biological process: protein peptidyl-prolyl isomerization. The record is from RefSeq and is a predicted model, not a curated record. Lineage: Eukaryota; Euglenozoa; Kinetoplastea; Trypanosomatida; Trypanosomatidae. Gene Ontology annotation, molecular function: peptidyl-prolyl cis-trans isomerase activity.